AUGGAUUUGCCCAUUAGUGUUGUGUUGCUGUCCCUUGUGGUCUUUUCUAUAACUGCAGUUGUCACAAAAAUUGCAAGUCGAAGAAUUACAGUCGAUCCUUUGUGCACUCCACCGCCUCCACCUGUGGUGAAGGGUAUUACUUUCUUAAGAUUCUUAUGUACGAUGUGUACAAAGGGUCCUGAAGCUGCAAUGCUUUCUCUCUAUAACACCCUUGGCAGUGUGUUCACAAUAAGUUUUCUCUGGAAAAGGAUAACCUUCUUAGUUGGACGGGAGGCUUCUGACAUUUUCUUUCGAGGGAUGGAGUCUGAGAUUACCCAUGGAGAUAUAUAUGAGUUCACCGUGCCAAUAUUCGGAAAGGAGAUGGGUUUUGCUGUAGAUUACACCACUAGAAUGGAGCAGAAUCGCUUCUUUGUUGAGUCCCUGAGGCCGGCGCAACUGAGGAACCAUGUCAACCCCAUGCUUCAAGAAGUGGAGAACUACUUUGCAAAAUGGGGAGAUGAAGGGAUAGUGGAUCUGAAACAUGAAUUUCAGCAGCUCCUCAUGCUAAUCUCUAGCCGAUGCCUGGUUGGCAAAGAGGUCCGAGAGAAGAUGUUCGGCCAGUUCUGCACAUUGCUCCAUCAAAUUGAGGAAGGCUUGAACCUUGUGAGCUUCUUAUUCCCAUACAUCCCAAUCCCAGUAAAUCGUCGGCGUGACAAAGCACGGAUCAAGCUUACGGGACUGCUUUCAGAGAUUGUGAUGUCACGUAAGAGCUUCGACCGUGUCGAGGAGGAUGUGCUCCAGAGACUCAUGGAUUCAACGUACAAAGACGGCCGUGCCACGACCUUAGGAGAAGUCAGUGGGUUAAUCCUCGGUUUGAUUUUUGCUGGCAAACACACGAGCGCAACGACUAUCACGUGGACUGGAGCACAACUUUUGAGCCAUCAAAAGUUCUUAGUUGCAGCUAUGGAUGAGCAAAAGCAAAUAAUUGGAAAGUACAAGGAGAACAUUGACUACAGUGUUUUGUCAGAGAUGCGGACGCUGCAUAGUUGCAUCAAAGAGGCGGCACGUAUGCACCCUGCAUUGCCAACAUUAGUCCGCAAGGUACAGAGAGACAUCACCGUGACUUCAAAAGGGGGAAAUGAAUAUGGUAUCCCAAAAGGCAACACCUUAGUAAACCUUGUCUUGGUGAACGGCAUGUUACCACACAUUUACAAUGAUCCUGAGGUGUAUGAUCCAGAUCGGUUUGGUCCAGGGAGGGAAGAGGACAAAGUUGCUGGUAAAUUCUCUUACACAUCAUUUGGAUGUGGAAGGCAUGCUUGCAGCGGCGAGGCCUAUGCUUACAUGCAAAUUAAAAUUAUCUUGAGCCAUUUGCUGAGAAAUUUUGAGCUCAAAUUGAUUUCUCCAUUCCCCAAGGCAGACUGGAGCAAGAUUACGCCAGAGCCCAAAGGAGAAGUGAUGGUAAGCUACAAGAGAUGUCGUCUGGCAGGCAAAUAA
This is a messenger RNA of Lolium rigidum, 1473 nucleotides long. Its product is annotated as obtusifoliol 14-alpha demethylase-like. Gene Ontology annotation, molecular function: iron ion binding; heme binding; monooxygenase activity. Lineage: Eukaryota; Viridiplantae; Streptophyta; Magnoliopsida; Poales; Poaceae. Bases 1 to 1473 code for a protein of 490 amino acids. The record is from RefSeq and is a predicted model, not a curated record. The transcript has 2 exons.